This is a messenger RNA of Nothoprocta perdicaria, 2651 nucleotides long. RefSeq names its product transport and golgi organization 2 homolog (gene TANGO2). The transcript has 9 exons. NCBI's taxonomy places the organism in Eukaryota, Metazoa, Chordata, Aves, Tinamiformes, Tinamidae. Gene Ontology annotation, cellular component: Golgi apparatus. The coding region runs from base 159 to 989 and encodes 276 amino acids. The record is from RefSeq and is a predicted model, not a curated record. Gene Ontology annotation, biological process: protein secretion; Golgi organization.
CCUUGCAGAGCGACUAACUGCAUCCUUAGUACGGCUGAUGCAUCCAGCCUGGAACCUUUUUGCCCUUGAGGAAUAAGGGAAGAGAGGGGGUGGCCAUUACAGAAUGACCUUGCACUGAGUCUUUCUGGAAGAAGCAAGAACUAACCAGCAGUCCCUCAAUGUGCAUCAUUCUGUUCAAAUUUGACCCUCGACCAGCUUCCAAAAAUGCCUACAGGCUUAUUCUAGCAGCUAAUAGAGAUGAAUUUUACCAUAGACCAUCCAAGUCAGCAGAUUUUUGGGACAGCAGCAAUGAAAUCCUUAGUGGUCUGGAUAUGGAGGAAGGAAAAGAAGGUGGGACAUGGCUAGGAAUCAGUAAGAAAGGCAAGAUGGCAGCCCUGACAAACUAUAUGCAGCCAAAGAUUGACAAAAAUGCAAAAGGAAGAGGUGCUCUUGUAGCAAACUUCUUGACUUCAGAUCUGGACAGCUAUUCUUACUUGAAGAACGUUUCAGUAGAAGGACAUCUUUACAAUGGAUUUAACUUAUUAGCAGCUGACUUGAAUACUACCAAAGGAGAUGUAAUUUGCUACUAUGGAAACAGAGGAGAACCAGAGCCUGUUUUCUUAAAGCCUGGAACAUAUGGAUUGAGUAAUUCUUUGUUGGAUACACCAUGGAAGAAACUUCAGUAUGGGAAGCAGCUUUUCACAGAAGUGAUCAAGAGAAGUCAAGACCUUACUAAAGAAGACUUGGUGCAGGAGCUCCUUACAGUGAUGAAUAAUCAAGAGCCUCAAUUACCAGAUCCAGCAAUUGAAGACCAAGGGAUGGAUUACAUACGUCCUUUAUUAAACAAAUAUGCAGCUGUGUGUGUUCGAUGCCCUGGAUAUGGAACAAGGACUAACACAGUCAUUCUCAUUGAUUCAGAAGGAGAGGUCACUUUCACCGAGCGCACCAUGAUCAAUGCAGAUGUCAACCAGUGGAAAACAAGCACCUAUGAGUUCAAGCUACAGAUUUAACGUACAUUUGAAUGGAGUGUAAUAAAAGCAAUGACAGAACAAGCCAUUAAACUCCCACAAAUGUUUUCUGCCAGACUCCAGAGCGCAAAAAAGAGCAAGGAAAACAAAAGCUUUAUUUAAACUAGUAGCACACCCUAUCAGGUUCCCAAAUACUGUGGGUAAAACCAAGAAGAAAACUUUUUACACUGCCUACUGACUUCCAUAAAAUAUUUCUGAAUGUGCAACUUCUUGAUUUAGUUUCCUAGCUCAAAAUCAUAUGUACUAAUGAAAAGCAUGAGUGUUGAUACUUCCGUGUCUAAUUUAGUUGCAUUCUUGUAUGUCAUUAAUGUUUUCUUACUUCAACUGUAGCUGAAGAUAUAUGUAGCUUCUUGGAGAACUCAUGUUAAACUAUAUUUCAGAAUGUAUUCUGUCUAAAAAUCACUGAUCUUGCUUUUGCACAUAGGAAAUCAGAUGGACAAUUCUAUACAGACAUUUCUAAUUACUUGGUCUACUGAAACACCCAUACGAUAAGGUGUCUUGAAUCAGUGUUGAGAAGUCGUGGUGGGGAAAAGGGUCAGAAAGGACCAUGAGCCAGUGUUUGACCUUGGGGAAGAGAAAGAUUCCUUUCUCCUAUAAAUAGUAAAGCAACAUUUUCUUCUAAAAUUUGAUUUGAAAAGAUAUGAAAUUGAAGUUCUGUCCAGUUUUAUUCAGUAGAAACUAAACAAUUAUAGAAAUAGAUUGGUUUCUUUUUGAAAGGAAUAAAGUGGUCUAUAUUGCGACAUUUUGGGUUUUGGUAGUCUUACUAGCAAUAUUAACUUUCUUUUUUUCUCCCCCAGCAGGCAAAUAAUUGGGCUUUUUCCAUAAGUGUGUACCUCUCACUUUUUUCUUCAUUGGUAUAAUAAAUCAAAAUCUGGAGUGACUGCUUUCUUUAGUAAAACAGGCUUGUUGUAAAGUUACAUUAUUGCUGAAAAAAAGUUGGGAUUCAGAUGUACUUCCUAUGUUCUAACAGCUGUUACAAAACACAGCUGUUUUGUAAAUGGAUGCUUUUAAUAAUUAUUUAAUGCUAGUGGUAGGUAAUAGACUGUAGCUAAUAUCAAGUUAUCUUAACCUAAGUUGUUUUGCUACUAUUAUUCUAUUUUGCCUUAUUUUUAGUGCAAAUUCUUAAAAUGAUAAUAGAUUGUGGUUAUUUUCUAUCCUAUUUGCUGAAUAUAUUUUUCUACAGUUCUCUGAUUAUGAAGUAAUGAUUAUGAAGUAGCAUCAUAUUUGAUGCAAUGUACAAAGAUGUGCAGCUUUUUCUGUACUGAAGUCUCUUCUAGCCUCCUUGCACCUUGCUGUUGUGACACUGAUUGCGCUUCCCAGUGAGGUAAGGGAAUGCUGUGAAAGGCCAUUUCUGGGUUUCUAAGUGCCAGGGGAUACCAAAGCACUGUCCAUAAAUGAUUUCUCUUAUAUAUUGAAGUAACUUGUAGGUACCAGAACUACUUCUGUGUCUAGGUGCUGGCAGUUAAGUGCUUCUUUGAUUCAAGGUUGUAUAUUUUUGAGCACCUUGAUUCUGAGACUGAAUAGAGGGAUAUGCCUGGUUUAAAACUAGGACACACUCUGAGUGGUAGUAAAUAAUCUCUUACUGUUAACAGUGUUUGUAUGAAUAAAAGCUGUUAAUGAGUUGCAAAGAAAUAGCUAUUGCUG